AUGCUUAAUGAAUCGGAUUUUGAGGAUUCCAAUUAUAUGAUGGAAGAACAAGAUUUGGAGGAUGAUAGGAUUGAUCGGUCAUUGUUCGAGAGUAAUGUGGAUAUAAAUGAGUUUAAUGAAAAUCAAACUGUCGUGGUGCACCAAAAUUCUGAAGAUGACAUGUCAUUUGGUGAUUCUCAAGAAAAAUAUUUAACCAUGUUUGUUGAAUCCGAUGUUGAUGAGAUGAAAUCGUAUGUCAUUUAUGAUCCAGUGUCAAAAUAUGAUCCCACUUUUAGUCUUGGAAUAAUUUUUAGCUCUAAAAAAGAAUUCAAGGAGGCGGUGCAGAAUCAUGCUAUCAAGACAAUGAGAAGUUUGAAAUUUGUCAAGAAUGAUAAAAGAAGAGUUUAUGUCCGAUGUGCUGUUGAGAUCUGCAAUUGGAAAAUGAAUGUGUUAAAAGAUCCUAAACGACGUAUAAAAGGGUUUAGGAAAGACGUCACCGAAGACAUUAGAUGCAAUAUAUCCCAACAACAAGCAGAAAGAGCACGAAAAUGGGCACUGAAAGCAAUUGAAGGUGAUGUUGAAGAGCAAUAUGGAAAGUUAUGGGACUAUGUUGAAGCUUUACGACAGUCUAAUCCUGGGUCAACUAUUUUUAUGCAAUUGAAAGGCGAAUUUUUGAAUGGACGACACAGAUUUAGCAAGUAUUACAUAUGUUUGAAAUCGCUUGUGCGUGGGUUUCAGUCUGGAUGUCAACCUAUCAUUGGGGUGGAUGGUUGUCACCUAAAAGGUCAUUGUCAAGGCAUUCUUUUGACUGCCAUUGGAAUUGAUCCCAACAAUGAGUUGUUUUCUUUGGCAUAUGCUGUUGUCAGGAGUGAGACACGCGAAGCGUGGAAAUGGUUUUUCACUUUUCUAAGGAAGGAUUUGAACAUAGAGCACGAGGUUGGAUUUAAGGGUCUUGCAUAUAAAAGAUUGAUUUGGAUGGCCGCCAACGCAAGUACUAUCCCCGACUUUGAGGAGGUGAUGAAGGAGAUUCAAGAGUUGGAUCCGAAAUGCAUUGAUUGA
This is a messenger RNA of Andrographis paniculata, 1038 nucleotides long. RefSeq lists its product as uncharacterized. NCBI's taxonomy places the organism in Eukaryota, Viridiplantae, Streptophyta, Magnoliopsida, Lamiales, Acanthaceae. The transcript is spliced from 3 exons. Bases 1 to 1038 code for a protein of 345 amino acids. The record is from RefSeq and is a predicted model, not a curated record.